Messenger RNA from Emericellopsis atlantica, 1275 nucleotides. RefSeq lists its product as uncharacterized. NCBI's taxonomy places the organism in Eukaryota, Fungi, Ascomycota, Sordariomycetes, Hypocreales, Bionectriaceae. Bases 309 to 866 code for a protein of 185 amino acids. The record is from RefSeq and is a predicted model, not a curated record. The transcript has a single exon.
ACUGCACAUUUUCAAAAUGCACAAUGAGCAACAAAGAGACGGAUAAAACACGGUGUGGUGAUACAAAAGGGGCAGCGGGCUAUACUUAUCAUCUCUGUUUGGAACCACUAUACGGCAGUAAUCGCAUUUAUGAGACAAACCCGACUUAAUGCAGUUUCUAGUUGAAACUCAUCAUCUUUUGAAAGGCAAGAAUAGAUACUGCUGAUAGUUUCACUUGUUACGUUCAUGUCAUAGUGGCUACGGGUCUGGGUCUAGGGUAGGUCAGCCCCGUUUGAAAGCUACCCCAUUUGUGACCGACAAUUUCUUCAAUGACGAUCAGCGCCUCAAACUUUGUCUCAACAUCAACAUACGUGACCAUCACCAUCGCCAUGGGGUACCGCGAGGCUCAGGCUGGCUUCAGCCUUCCCUUCACCUACUCCCUCUUCUUCCUCUUCAUCGAGCCCCUCGGCGCGCUGACGGGCGCCUACUUCACGCACGUCCAUCAACCAUACUACCUCUCCCUGCUCUCGGCAUCGGCGCCCUCGGCCUCCUCGGCCGAUGCACAGCUCUCGACGCCUGUGAGCGUCGCCAUGUCGCAGCUCGCCAGCAUGUAUCUCUUCUUCGCGCUGAACGAGGCGCUCAUCCUGCGGGCGACGUCCGACAUUCAGGUCUGGCGCGCCGUGCUGCUCGUGCUAUUGAUUGCCGACUUUGCGCAUCUGUACGCACUCAAGGCGCUGGGACCGCAGGUCUACUACGAUGUGUGGAAUUGGAGCGCGGGCGACUGGGGCAAUGUGCCCUUUGUGUACUUGGGAGCACUCAUGAGGAUCUGCUUCCUCAGAGGUGUUGGGCUAGGGACUUGGAAGACACUGGAGAAGAAGAAGAAAUAGGGGAGAGAAAAGCCAAAAAGGCUGCUUGGCACCUGGCUGGCUCAUCAACAAAUCUGUUCGGCUCAUUAACAUUAUUUGGGACCAAGCCAUGCCAUGUUCUGUCUCGUCGUCUGCUCACUCGUUACCCGACACCCGACCAAUUGCGGAUCACGUGCUGUCGCGUCGGUCGCCAAUCGCCCGUCGUUGGUGGGAAAAUGGCUUGAAUCCCGUCGGUUGUCCAGAUUUGGAGACGUCGGUUGAUGGAUACCCCGACGAGACCCUCAGUUUGAUGAUAUCGGGGUAGGUAGUGGGCGGGUCACCACCUCCUAUCGCCUGCCAUUGCGACGAAAGACGAGCAAAUUCUGCUGCUUGGCGAGCAAGUGAGCAACGCGACUAUGGGGUUGUCGAGGCAUUGCCGGCUGAGAUGGGC